Gloeophyllum trabeum ATCC 11539 is the source of this 606-nucleotide messenger RNA. RefSeq lists its product as uncharacterized. The coding region runs from base 1 to 606 and encodes 201 amino acids. NCBI's taxonomy places the organism in Eukaryota, Fungi, Basidiomycota, Agaricomycetes, Gloeophyllales, Gloeophyllaceae. The transcript has 4 exons. The record is from RefSeq and is a predicted model, not a curated record.
AUGUGUGGGUGGCUGCGGGUGGAUGGAAUACACUGUGGUUCCAAUUCAAUCAAGCCAGGCCAACAACCGGCCGAGAGAAAUCGGAGCCAUAUGAGAACCUCAGAUACUACGAAGCGUCUUCUCACUUUUGCGGCCCUCCAGACGACCGAUGAAGAAAGUUAUCUUGAGGAAGCGGGACUCAACUUGAAUGAUCUGGGGAUCAUUGAAUUGCGAAUUUUCAGAGUCAGACGGGUAGAAAGAAGGAUGCAAGUCCCCCGCGAUUACUCCCACAGGAGAAAGAGCGCUUCAACUCAGAAUAAAGUGCAUGAACGUAUGAAGAAAGUGGGGAUGCAUUGUGUCGGGUUCUCGGAGGAAAUUCCUGCAGAAGACGUAUCGCGAACGAGCCAAAUGUGGGACUGGAAAACGGUAGAUCGCCAGCCCUACGUGACGUUCAUGUUCAAGUACAAUCCACUGGACGUACUGAUAGCGAAGGGCGUUGCGCAAUCGCUAAGGCAAGGAGCUGAUCAAGGGGCGCGAAGGAGCGUCACCAUUAAAAGCGAGCCAGGAGGAAACAAGGCAAGUUUUGUCGCCCUAUUUGGUAUCCGCCGUGGCAGAACUAUUCCCUAG